This is a messenger RNA of Galdieria sulphuraria, 1334 nucleotides long. Its product is annotated as mevalonate kinase. Gene Ontology annotation, molecular function: ATP binding; mevalonate kinase activity. The coding region runs from base 11 to 1273 and encodes 420 amino acids. NCBI's taxonomy places the organism in Eukaryota, Rhodophyta, Bangiophyceae, Galdieriales, Galdieriaceae. Gene Ontology annotation, cellular component: cytoplasm. The record is from RefSeq and is a predicted model, not a curated record. The transcript has 2 exons. Gene Ontology annotation, biological process: isoprenoid biosynthetic process.
GUUUUUUCUAAUGGAAAGGAGAAGAGUAGUAGUAAGUGCACCUGGUAAAGUUAUCUUGUUUGGUGAACACUCCGUUGUUCACGGAAAGCUUGCAGUUGCAGCAGCUAUCGAUAAACGUCUUUUUAUUUCUUUAGAAGAGAGCAACGAAAACACAAUUGCCAUCAAGUUAGAAGGAUUUGAAAGGGAAGACAAAACAGUAGUUUUGAGUACUGCUUUGUUGUUGUCUUUUUCGGAGAAACUAUUCGAAAAUCUAGUUGCGAUCGAGUGGAGGAUGAAAGACACUUCUAACGAUCUUUCACAGCCUCCUUCUUUUCUCUCUUCUUCUUUUCAAGAUUUUCUUGCACAGCAAGGGAAUGUGGACUCUUGGAUGAAAAAUGUUGAGCAGUAUUUGGAGAGUCAUUCUUCCUAUCUAUCUGCGAGUAGCGCUAUUCGUUCGGCUGUAUUUCUUUUUGUCGUUUGUUAUUUAAUCAUAUUGGUUUACCCAAGGCAAACAGAGAGUACAAGGGGAUUAUUGGUGACUGUGCAAUCACAGAUUCCUGUGGGUGCUGGUCUCGGAUCUUCGGCAUCCUUUUCUGUGGCUCUUAUCACAUCUCUUUUAGUAUUAGCUGGUGAUAUUCAGUUACAACAAUUAUCGGAGGAUAUUUCUGGGACCCUAAAAGAGAGCAUCAAUCGUUGGGCUUUUCUUUGUGAAACAUUUUUGCAUGGAACUCCAUCAGGUAUGGAUAAUACAAUUGCAACAUUUGGAGGCUUCCUUAGUUAUCGGAAUGGGAAGAAAGAAACCUUUCAAGUACAUUCCGAUAUUCUUCGUUUCAUUGUUGUCGACUCUGGUGUGCCUCGAAGCACUCAAAAGAUGGUAUCCAAAGUAUAUCAGAGAUAUCAAGAAUUUCCAGAAAUUGUGUCUCCUAUUUUGAUUAGUAUGGAUGAAAUUGCUAUUCGGUUUAUUCAAUCUGCAGUAUCUAAUCUUGUUGGGGACAGUUUUUCUCAACAACUUGCCACACUAAUGAAAAUCAAUCAUUAUCUUCUCAAUGCUCUUGGUGUAGGUCAUCCACUGUUGGAAGAUAUAAUUUCCAUUGCCCAAGAAUUAGGAUUUGAAGGUGCUAAACUAACUGGAGCUGGAGGCGGAGGUUGUGCUAUUAUCCUCGUUGACUCUGGAAAAUCAAUUGAACAUGUCGAUACAUUGUUGAAUACUUUACAAUCCACUCCUCAUGGCUAUCGUUGUUUCGAAAUAGUAUUAGGAGGAAGUGGUGUGCAAAUACAUCAUCAAACGAAUUGAUUAGUUGUGAUAGGAAAUGAAUGUUUGUCAAAUCUUACAAAGUAAAUAAUCUCGUUCAACG